Elaeis guineensis (African oil palm) is the source of this 673-nucleotide messenger RNA. RefSeq lists its product as uncharacterized. Lineage: Eukaryota; Viridiplantae; Streptophyta; Magnoliopsida; Arecales; Arecaceae. The record is from RefSeq and is a predicted model, not a curated record.
AUCGUGGUUGUCCUCGACGCAAGACCCGGUCGCUGGACACAGGCAAGAAAACCAGAUCCGACGGCCUCCCGGACAUUUACCUUUUCUCCUCUCCGAAGAAAUCUCUCCGGGAGUAUUCACGGGAGAAGAAAGGGAAGCAAGAAUGGCGGAAGAAGGAAAGCCAGAUGCCCAGCUAUUCCAGCUCCUAUCCACGCUCCUCCAACAGGUGGAAUCAUUAAGCAACCAAGAAGAAGUAGAACUGCGUGCCAAGAUAGAAGCACUGGGUCUAGAAGUCACCAAGGUGCCACAAAAACCAUCCAAGCAUCUUGAUGAGCUGGAAAUAGCUGCAGAGUUAGACAAGCUCUCUGCCAAGCUGGAUGAUGUUGACAAGAUGAUAUCCUCAGCCAUGGCUUCUGAUCCACAGGUAAAGUCUCUCUUGAGCAGCACAGCAGAUGUCUGGAUGCCAGUUAUAACUGCAAAUGCCGAUGAAAGGCGUAGUUUUGCUGGGACAAAUGAUGAGAGCAGUCAAGAGCAAGAGGAUUUGCCUGGCCAUUGAAUAUGUGAUGUGCAGCAUCUAAGUGGUUCCUUUUAUCUGGAUAGUUUAUUGCACUGAAGCCUGGGCAAUACAUCUUUACAUAUGUGUCUAAAAUCUUAAUUAAUUAUUAAUUAAUUCCGAGGUUCAUUUGCCAUGGAA